This is a messenger RNA of Caenorhabditis briggsae, 1602 nucleotides long. Lineage: Eukaryota; Metazoa; Nematoda; Chromadorea; Rhabditida; Rhabditidae. The record is from RefSeq and is a predicted model, not a curated record. Bases 1 to 1602 code for a protein of 533 amino acids. The transcript is spliced from 10 exons.
AUGGGUAACGUCAAUACGAUUCCUGUGGUGUCACAAGCAAAGUCAGUGGUCCAGCUAGUAACCGGCGAUGUGGAUGGAGCUGCUGCAACUCAAGAAAAGUUUCUUCAUGAAUGUGUUGGAGUUUCGCAGGUUACAUCACUGGUUUAUUUGGCAGCCGGAGAACCAGAAAAAGCUGGAGACACUCAAAUCAGAUGUGUGAAAAAUGUAUCGAAUUUCGCUGAUGGAGUCCCUGGAGUUGGUCAUGUCAAAGGAGCCAUUCAUCAUAUAGCUGGAGAUCAUGAAGGUGGUAAUAAAGCAAUUCUGGCAGCGACUAGAACCACAGGAGUUAUGGCUGGAGGAGCCGCAGGAUUCCUUGUUGGAGGACCUGUUGGCGCAGUUGUAGGUGGAAUGGCUACUGGUGGAACUUUGGAUGGGGCUGCCACAUUGGGAGCAUCUUUAAGAGAAAAAGAGUAUAAACCAGAAGGUAUCUUUGCUAGCGUACAGGAAGUAAUUGACAACCCAUCUGGUGGAGCUAUUUUCGAUGCCAUAGCGACUCCAGUCUUUGAUGGUCUUGCCGGAUAUCAAGGUGGAAAGAUAGCGGGGGCUUUGGAGAAUGCGGUCGCAGCAAAAACGGCUCCAGUCGAUCCACAAGCUGCUGCUAAGGCAGCCGAAGUUCGUGUUUACGCAGAUCGAGUACUUAAUCUACCAAAGGCCAUGGCAAUAGCAGAAGAAAUGCGAGAAACGCCGGGAACUACCGACGGUCAAUUGAUGAAACAAUAUGAUGUUGCAAUGGCCCUGGAUAAAAAAGCCACAAUGAUCGAAACUGGAGGCCGUGGACCACCUCCAGCGUUUGAUCCAAAAGUGACAAAAGGACCGAAUGUAUACCCACCAGGAGUACGAGAAGAUGAUAGGGAAGAGAAAAAGUUCAAAAGCAAUUCUCAACAAUCGACGUCAACUACAACUCACACUACUUCUGGAACAACAACUCAAACGAAUACAACUCAGUCAGCAUCUGUUUCUCAGCUUCCAACUGCAAAUGCCAGCAUCUCCUUUUAUCAGGAGCUCUACAAAGUUAUCACUGCCUAUAAGUUGUUCGAUAAAUCUGAAAAUUACGAUUUAUCUGUAAUUGAAGCGAAAGUUCAAAGAAUAUUGAAAGGACAAGGAGUUCAAGUGGUUCAAACACAAAAGAUCUUCACCAAAGUGAUGCUCAAUGAAAGCGAGAACCAAAAUUUCAAAACAGAACAAGUGGUUUCAGUACUGUAUGGAACAGAUGUUGCAGAACAGUUUGAUGAGAAGAAUCCUUUGAAAGGAUUUCAGCAUUAUGCCAAACACCCGGAAGAUCGAAUUAGAAUGAUUCCAAAUGAGCUGCUUUUGGUAGGUUAUCUUCGAACCCAUAUGAACCCUGUCAACUUCUCUGUUCAUCAGUUCUUCCAAGUUUCACCGACUAAGCAACAGUUUCGAGUUGUGUUCAACGUACCAACAACCUCUGGACAAAUCCGUCAGCUUUCAAUUUGUUUGAGUUGUACACAGGACGGAUCCGGAAAAGCAAUCAUCUACAAGUCUCCUAUGAAGGACGGGGUAGAAUGUGAUUGUUAUGAAAUAAUUACAGCCUUCUUGCUCUAA